UAACGGAAAAUGCAUAUACCGGCUUUUCGAAGUUUGUGUUUCGUUUGUUAUUGUAUAACAAUGCAUAUAUAACAGUCGCAAUGGUGAAGAUAUGUAACAAGUUAAUGUAAUAUUUUGCAUUUUCGUAAAGCACCUCCCAGUGUACCAGUUUAUUUCAUAGAAGUUCGAUUUGUACAGUGUAUAAAGUUUCAUCAAGAAAGCGAAGGUUAACCGACACAAGUAAAGAAAAUGAUGCAGACGAAUAAGAAAGGAUGCAAAGAAUUAUUGAUGCAGAGGAUGUUCUUAGCUAUAAUCUCCAGCAUAGCGGUACAGUUUUUCCUUGUGUCAUGUUUGUUUUUAAUCACGAAUUUAAACUCAGACUAUGCAUCGUGGUUUCAAAACACAUGGGCAGCAAUAACCUCGUUACGAAUGUGGAGUUAUUUCUGCGUUCUCGCUACUGUCACGUUCUUCCAAGGAAUUAUUUGUAGUAAAAGUUACUCGAACACUCCGCCUUACUUGAAAAGCAGAUUCGCAAAAUUUCGUAAAAUAUUCACGUCUCAAAACAUCUUAUUGGGUGCUCUGCACAUCAUCAUUGGUGGCCUUCUUGUUUGGUUGCAUUUAUCAGUCCAAGGAGGGACAUACAGCUUUUUAACGAGAGAAUGCACUAUAGUCUAUGGGACAUGCCUUAUAGAAGAACAUUAUUUUCUGUUCUUAAGUGGAUUUUGGAGUGGACUAUACUUUUUCUUAAAGAUUAGCAUACUCCGUGUGAACUACUUAAAAUUUCCUGUUAUACCCAUGUCAAAGUUCUAUCGUUUUAAAACAGAACUAUGCACACUGUUACCAUCUUUAAUGGCUAGAUGUGUGUGGCCAACAUUAUACUACUUAAUUGUUUAUUAUUUCAUGGGUUCCUAUUGUCGUUCUGUGAUAUUAUUCUUAGCAUCUGCAGAAUUGGAAAGUGAACCAUUGAAUAGUAUUCCUAGAUUAAUAAAUCUGCCAUUGAUCUUCCAUUUGUGGUUGUACCAAUUGAUAUUUGUGUUGGCGAUUGACAGCACUUAUUUAUUAUUUAAUCUGCAUUUGACUGAAUGGGUUCCUUUUGAAUUUAAACAAAGCAAUGUAUUUAAUACUGACAACUCUGGAGUAACUCUUCCCGAAGCAUUGUCCAUGGACAAAAUACCAAUAAUGCAGCACUUGGGUUAUUUGGAUUUAGUCACUGUGGCUCAAAAGGAAAAGGCAAGAAGAAGCAUAUUGUUUACAUUGAGUCAACCUGGUGGUCAUCCUUACAAUUGGAACUGCAUUGUAGAAAAAUGUAUUGGAUAUAUGAAGAAAUUUUCUGAUGAUCUUAAUGCAGCAUGCAUAAAAAUUCCAGAACCAUCAUGUGUACCAAACACAAGUGUGAUAACAAAGGGUAAUAUAUUUCAGAAGGAAUACGUUUACCGCAUGCGCAGCUUAGUAAAGGAGGAAACACUAACAUCUACUCAACAAAUUGAUAUAAAAAAAGAUGAUGAUAAUGAAUUAUUUAUUCAAAAAUUCAUAAAAACGAAGUGGAACAAUUUUCUCAUAUACUUGCUUUCUAAACCUCUUAUUGCUUACAUCUUUGGUGAAAUGGAAGGUGGCAAAGUGAGUCACAUUUUAUUUAAUGGACAAUCAAUUGUUUGGGCUGCUGAAGCAAUGUCUUCCUUAUCUGUAUCAUCAAUAAGCGAAGAUUCCUACGGGAUCGCACAAAAGGAUUUACCGCUUGUAAUUACUACGUUAAUUACAUUGAAACAAGCUCUUGAUAAAUUACAAAAAUCAAAUAUUAUGGCAAAAACACAGGAAGAGAAAUUUAUUCAACAAAUUUUUCAAUCUUUGUAUGGUGCAAUAAAACGAAGCCUUUACAGAAUUGUUAUAAACUUUGAAGCUUAUAUUGGAGAAUUGACUCUAGAGUCUGCAACAAAGGAACAGUUAUGCAAUUUCCUUGCAUACAGAGAAUAA
Molecule: messenger RNA, 1950 nt
Organism: Hylaeus anthracinus
Lineage: Eukaryota; Metazoa; Arthropoda; Insecta; Hymenoptera; Colletidae
Gene: Ndc1
Product: nucleoporin NDC1
Exons: 1
Coding region: 229-1950 (573 amino acids)
Biological process (GO): nuclear pore organization
Cellular component (GO): nuclear pore transmembrane ring
Molecular function (GO): protein-macromolecule adaptor activity
Source: RefSeq, a predicted model, not a curated record